AGUGAAAAAUCAUGGACGCUUGUUUCACCACCUUUGAUAAAGACGGGGACGGAUUUUUGUCAAUCACAGAAUUUGAGCUUAUUUGCCGUGCUCUUUUUCGUAAUGAUAGAGGCAAAAUUUAUGGUCUUGAAGACAAUCAAUUAAGAGAGAUCUUCUCAAUAUUUGAUAUUAAGGAAGAUGGGUUUCUUGAUAAGGACGAAUUUGAGGUUUGCUGGAAUCGAUGGAUAAAAGUUUGUACAAGACCAAAAAGUGCCUUUCUUGUUGUUGAUGUGCAAAAUGAUUUUAUAUCUGGAUCAUUAAACAUUAAACAAUGUGCAGCCCAGCACGAUGGGUCUGAAGUAAUCGAACCUAUUAACCGACUAUUGGAAUCAGUUCCAUUUGAUGCAGUGUUUUAUUCCUUGGAUUGGCAUCCUAUUGAUCAUGUUUCAUUUAUUGACAAUUUACAUCUGCGGGAAGUGGACUCUACAAGUGGAAUUCCAAAGGAAGCAGCACGUGUAUAUGAUACAGUGACAUUCAAAGGGCCACCAUUAUUAAAACAGCGUUUAUGGCCACGUCAUUGCGUUCAAGAUUCCUGGGGUGCAGAACUUCACAAGGAUUUAAAGAUCUUAGACAAUGCUGUUAAGAUUUACAAAGGAACCAAUCCAGAAGUUGAUUCAUAUUCCGUUUUUUGGGACAAUAAAAAGUUGACUGAAACAACAUUAGCCUCGCAGUUGCAAACUCAAGGUGCAACAGAUAUAUACAUAUGUGGCUUAGCAUAUGAUGUAUGCGUUGGUGCCACUGCUGUAGAUGCACUCACCAGCGGUUAUCGUACAAUUCUAAUUGAUGACUGUAGUCGUGGUGUUGAUCUUGUGGACAUAGAAAAAACAAAGGCAACUGUAAUUGCUAGUAAUGGCGUAAUAGUUAACUCAAGCCAAGUAAAAGCAAUGGUCGAAGGACGAGACCGUAGGCCAGAACUUGGGUACAAAUUAGCUUUAGAGAUUAAACGGAACAUGAAUUCAUCAGAUAAGAAUAGUUAGUUAUUUUUGUGAACCUUAAAUCUAAAGUCUCCAAAGUACUUCCCCUUGAUAUAGAACUAUAAAUUAAGAAUCACUAACCUCAGUGGAAUAGGACUCAAAUAAUGUUCUUCCUGUUUCUUAUUAUUUUAAGUGCAUUUUAUUUAAUCGAAUAAUAUUUAGGGUUGUCAUUCAACAACGACAAUUAAAAAGAAAUGUUUUCCGUGAUAAAGAAGUUGAAUAAUCGACUUACAUUAUCAAAUAAAUAAACAACUAAUUUUAAGAAAUGUAUCCACAA
This is a messenger RNA of Orussus abietinus, 1290 nucleotides long. RefSeq names its product nicotinamidase. The transcript is spliced from 3 exons. Bases 12 to 1016 code for a protein of 334 amino acids. The record is from RefSeq and is a predicted model, not a curated record. Gene Ontology annotation, molecular function: calcium ion binding. NCBI's taxonomy places the organism in Eukaryota, Metazoa, Arthropoda, Insecta, Hymenoptera, Orussidae.